AUGUCAGCCCUUAAAUCACAAUUAAAAGGUCUUAAAGAGCUUCGUCUCCAGUUCUGUCAGACUUCACCUUCCAGCAGCGGGCUUCGCGAUUUCAUUACAAAGAAUUAUACCAAUAUCAAGAAAGCCAACCCUGAACUUCCCAUAUUAGUGCGUGAGGCUAGCGGAAUCGAAGCUCGAGCAUUUGCUCGUUUCGACAAAGGAGUUGAAAGAAAGGUCACGCUCCAGAAUGCUUCUUCCCAAGAAGUAGAAGACAUUUUAGCUCAAUUAGUUAAAUCUGCACCUUAA
This is a messenger RNA of Mycotypha africana, 285 nucleotides long. Its product is annotated as thioredoxin-like protein. The coding region runs from base 1 to 285 and encodes 94 amino acids. The transcript is spliced from 3 exons. The record is from RefSeq and is a predicted model, not a curated record. Lineage: Eukaryota; Fungi; Mucoromycota; Mucoromycetes; Mucorales; Mycotyphaceae.